This is a messenger RNA of Venustampulla echinocandica, 1029 nucleotides long. Its product is annotated as putative l-ascorbic acid binding protein. Bases 1 to 1029 code for a protein of 342 amino acids. The transcript has 2 exons. The record is from RefSeq and is a predicted model, not a curated record. NCBI's taxonomy places the organism in Eukaryota, Fungi, Ascomycota, Leotiomycetes, Helotiales, Pleuroascaceae.
AUGCCUUUAACACAAUCACUGAUCCGCUUCGAGGAGGCAAUGGAGAAGGUGUACGGGCCAUUUGAAAGGAUUCCAGGAGAUACCAUCGCGAAGUGGAUUCCACCUCCGAAAUCUGGAGGCCAUAAAGGCCGCUAUCUUUGGACAGAUGCCUUCGGCGUCGUCAACUUUCUAACUCUACACCACGAAACAUCGUGUACAAGGUAUCUUCACCUUGCUAAGUCCCUGGCUGAAAACGUCCACAAUAUCCUUGGGUGGGAACGCGAUGGUAAAUCGAGACUCCCUGGGGCCACGGAUAAGGAGCCCUUGAAGGGUGGGCUCAGAAUCGGCAAAGUUGAUGCAACAGGCACAGACGGUGAUGGGCAAUAUCAUCAUUACUUGACUCUGUGGAUGUUCGCCCUAAAUCGACUCUCAAUUGCUACCAAGGAUAAGGAAUACAACACAAAAGCUAUCACGCUUGCAAAAGCCAUCCAUCCGCACUUCGUUAUCAAGUCCGGAAACACGCCGAGAAUGGUGUGGAAAAUAUCAUCAGAUAUGAAGAAAGUCCUAGUGCCGAGCGAGGGUCAUCUUGAUGCUGCAACGGGAUACGUAGUGUGUCGUUUGUUGCAGGACAGGGACGGAAGCGACACAUUGAAAGAUGAGAUAGCUGAUUACAAAGAGGUGAUGGAGGAAGAAGGAAAAUUAACAGCAUCUAAAGACCCUUUGGAUUUGGGGAUGGCCUUAUGGAUGUGUCAUUUCUUUAGGGAAGAGGAGUGGGCUGCCGAUUUAGGGAAGAAGUGCAUUUCAAAUUCAACAAUGUUAUUGAAAGAAAGGGGAGGGCUUUUCGAUCGCCCUCCGUAUUCGCGCUUAGCGUUUAGGGAAUUUGGUACAACUUUGGGAGUUAAGUGUUUUAGCAGAGACGAAUACUUGGACAAAAGAGCAGAUGAUGUAGUAAAAUUUUGGGGUGAUGAAAUGACCGGGGCUACUCCAGAGGAUUUGAAGCCAAUUACGCUGGUGAUGUAUGCUGCGGCAUUGAUUCCAGGAGGUGAGUGA